AAGCCUCUUGUCUGAACCUGCACGGAGAAUGGCAGCGUUUUCUCCACAGUGUCUCUUGUUGUCAGGUCUGGCAAUGCUGGUAUCAGACUGCAGAGCCGACUCACUAUUGACUGUAACGGCUUAUCGAGAAGGGAAUGCAACUAUCCCUUGUGUCAAAGCAAUCACGACGGAUCCAAACAGCGGCAAUAGAUUCAGGUGGAUGAAGCAUUCCGCAGACACUGGUCGGAUGAAAGAUGUUCUGACCUGGCCUCCUAAAUCUCAGCUCGACAAACAUGUGAAGUGGGAAGUGGAUGGGGAAGGACAGAUGUCUCUCCUUCUCACAAAUGUACAGAAAUCUGAUGAGGGGCUCUACAGUUGUGAAAUGUGCCAAGGCUGGGACUGCACGCUGGUCAAAAACACAACUUUAGUAGUUAAAGACUGCAAAGUCCUGCAAGCAUUGAAGGCAACGCCCAGGACACGCGUCGAACUGAAAUGCCCAGUGGUAGAAACAUCAAGGCCCCAGAACAUCUCCUGGUUUUUAGUAAAAGGAGGUGAGCCUCUCUCCCUCCCCUCUGAUAGGGUUCAAGUCAACCUCACAUCACUGGUUAUCCUGUCUGUGAGAGCAGAUGACACCGGGUGGUACAGAUGUAAUUACACUGAUAAGCAAACUCAACGCUGCUUUGACAUGAGGAUUCAAAUCCAAGAUGUUGUCGAGGUCACACCGUCUCCGGUCACUGCAGCACAGACUCAGCAAGCACUGACAAGCACUGAACCUCUCUCAGAGAAGAGUCAGGAGGAGAGCGGGGGAACAGUUAUCGCAGUUGUAUCUUCAGUCGUUAUUGUCGUCGCUGCUGCAGUGAUAGGAGUGUUAAUUUACUGCUGCCGUGACACCCAGAGACUCCCACAGCAAGCCCAGGGCUCACCAUCAACAGGGACACUGACGCAGUCUGACAACUUUUAUGAGACAGUGUCAUGCUCAGAUGAUCCUUUUAACUUACGAGUCAACAGUAUCUACCGUCAAUACGACAAUGAAACCCCGAUCACGUUUCACUAUUAAAAGCUGCUCAAGAAAAGAUGUUCCUGCUUGUUGUCUAAUCUGGAUGUGGACAUUGAUGCUGCAUCUACAGAUAUGUGACAUCGGCUAAAACAAGAGGUUUUCAAAAUAUGAGACAGUUUAGUUGUCUCAUAGAAAUACAGCAUUUUGGAGUAUGCAUUUUUGCUGUUUUUCCACUUCCCAGAUACAUAAACAAAUGAACACCUUAGGUUGGACCUGUUUAUGUAGUUAGUGCAGUUUGUAGUCAUGUCAAAAGGGCUAAAGCCCUGAACUAAACUGUAUUUUUGUGUUGAAAAGAAGAGUAACUGUGCUCGUAUUCCCCAUUUGUAACCGUCUAUUUCACUUUAAAUGAAAUAAAAACAUGAUCUUUUACUAAAAACCUU
Molecule: messenger RNA, 1416 nt
Organism: Platichthys flesus (European flounder)
Lineage: Eukaryota; Metazoa; Chordata; Actinopteri; Pleuronectiformes; Pleuronectidae
Product: protein turtle-like
Exons: 8
Coding region: 29-1036 (335 amino acids)
Cellular component (GO): membrane
Source: RefSeq, a predicted model, not a curated record